CAGCCUGUCACCAAAUAUGCCCAACCACAUACAGACAGUGUGACUGCCUCUGACAGCGACGUGUACAGGCAUAACCGUGUACUGCAGGAUAUUCCGAUGACUUGGAAAUCGACCGACUCAGUGUGUGGUUAUGUCUGGCUCUCGCUUCUUGUAGCAGGAGUACGAGGAUGGAUAGCUGAUGGCAGUAACUACAUCAUCGCAUGCCCCAAGCUCCCGUCCGCCAGUCUGGUGAAGUGUACCCUUCACGUUCAGGGCUCAGAGGGCACCGAGAUCACACUCAACGGGUCGGGGAGUGGUUACCCCAGGACGGAAACCAUUACAGACCUGUUGGCGAUAUCAAUAGUUAUACAGGAGGCAUCUUCCUCUGCCUUCAUCCUAACCGUACAUACAACAGACGUCGUGUCGAUCUUUGUUCAAAAUGAGGCAAACGGUACUACAUCAAGUUCUUACCUGGCUUUGGCUCUAGAUGCUAGCCUAUCUGUACCCUACACAGGCCCCAGCUUUGAGAAUGUCUUUAUGUCCUUUCCUAUAUCACCACCGGAACAUAAUCUGUACAUAGUGGCAUCUGCAUACGCAGCCACAGUGGUGACAAUUGGCUUGAAGUCCACAGGGCCUGUUGUUUUUGAAAGCAUAACAUACUAUAGCGGAGACACGAUAACCGUGUCUGUAGGUGCUCUGCUUGGCAUUGAGAUCAUCACAGAGGAAGACUUGACAGGCAGUCUUGUAACCUCGGAUAAACCCGUCGGAGUGUUCUCGGGAACCAUCGUUGGAGAAACACUGGAGCAGAUCCCCACAAUGUCCAAAUGGGGGACCCCUACCCCUGUGCUUAAUACGGAUCUGUGCAACUCGGACAUGUUCUUGGCAGUAGUGUCAGAAGCGGGAACGUUACAAAUUAAUGAAAACAAUUCUGUGCUUGAGAUACCUUUACUCAAAGGUGGCGCUCACCAAUACUCGCCCAACAACACCGGAAUGAUCCAAGGAACAUCAGCUCUGGUGGGACUGAGAUGUCUGAUUGGAGAAAACGACAAACCUCUACUUCUGACUUUAAAUACUUUUGCGUCCCUGGGAACCGAAUACAAAUGUGUCACCUUCUCCGGAUUUGUUAAUACAUUGUACAUCACAGGUUUCAAAACUGUUGAUACUCCAUAUGAUAUUAAUGGACAGGCUGUCAAUUUCACCCUGGUUGACACUUACAGUGCCGCUACUGUCAGUACGUUUAGAGAGCGUGUGCCUGACGGGUUUUUUGUUGUAAAAUCAUACGACACAUUUCCCUUCUUACCAUACGUGAUCGGAGUGACGCCUGAUGGGACCAGUGCCUAUGCGCAUGCGUGUGCGUUGGGUUCUUUAGGAACCCUUCUACCAGAGCCGUCUAGUAGCCUUCCCAGUGCUCUUACGUCAAUGUUAGAUUCCGCCUCUGAGUCUGUCCACGUGACGUCAUCGAUUACGGAAACGUCAGUUGACGUCGCACUGUCUUCAAGUGUGGAUAUUGCACCAAGUUCUACUCUUGCAGAGAGUUCCUCCUUAUCGCAGAAUAUGGAAUAUUCUACAUCAGAACCAACUACAAGCGUCAUGGAUGUCUCGCCAUGGGCGUCAAGUGAUGUCGCAUCAAGUUCUGCUCUAGCGGCAAGUUCUUCCUCGCAGAACAUGGCAGCUUCUCCAACGACAGAUACUUCAUUUUCGUCGACCGCCCAAGUUGUGGAUAACAGCAUUGCAUCGUCAUCCCCAUCCGCUACUGAUGCAGCAACAAGUGACACCAGCCUUGCAACUUCCUUCUACAUUCUCGCAACAUCUACCAGCAAUAACGCAGUCACCAGUUCAUUUGCAUCCUCUAACAGCAAUAACGCAGUCACCAGUUCAUUUGCAUCUUCUACCAGCAAUAACGCAGUCACCAGUUCAUUUGCAACAUCUACCAACAACAACGCAGUCACGAGUUCAUUUGCAACAUCUACCAGCAAUAACGCAGUCACGAGUUCAUUUGCAACAUCUACCAGCAAUAACGCAGUCACGAGUUCAUUUGAAACAUCUACCAACAACAACGCAGUCACGAGUUCAUUUGCAACAUCUACCAGCAAUAACGCAGUCACCAGUUCAUUUGCAACAUCUACCAGCAAUAACGCAGUCACCAGUUCAUUUGCAACAUCUACCAACAAUAACGCAGUCUCCAGUUCGGCCGUGACCCUAUCACCGACUGGAACCACCACGACACCGUCGGUUUCAACAACACCGAUGCAGACAACAGCACUCGCUCCUGUCACAGCGGGCACCCCAAGUGAGGUUCAGGAGAUCUGUCUUUGCAGGUGUGGUGAGAGGUUGAUUUUGGCCAACGAAACCAAAUUGUUUCUGGAACAAUUUGAUAUAGAGAUUAAGGAGAACCUAACUCUUGACACCAAGUCACUAUCUGCCUACAUUCGCACUAAAACCAGCGCAGAGGAUGAACGUCCGUCAGCUCAGAACUUUGGCUACCUAGGUAUAUCUAUGUUGUCCAUCACGUUUGGUGUUUUAAUAUUAUCGGAUCUUCUCAGCCUUUUUAAAAUCGCCUCAAAAAAGAAGACGUCUUAAGCAUCUUGAAUGUGAAAUUAUGCCUAAGAUUGUUUUUGUAUCCAAACACUGUCCUGACUCUUGUUUCACGAGACGAUGAACAUAGACUUGAAGAUGAACAUGGCUUAGGCCUAUUGGGCGAGUUUGUAUUUCAGUUACAUCAAGGCGUUUCACCUUCAGGAUGGAGGAAAGGCCGAAGUGAUGCAGGUCUUUAAUACUUUGGCGAAACCCACGAGCACGUGUAUGUUGUUGCAACCCGGAAACAUCAUCAGUUUAAACCAAGAUUCGAACCACUAUCCUGGGUUCCUGGCUGCCUAAUGAACGUACUUCUGCAUAGCGACUUACGUCGUUUCAGACGACAAGGCCACCUGUGCCCAUAAGAGCCGCGAGAAAGUCUUCUCCUCUCACAUAUAGCAGGGGCGGUCGAGGUAGCCUGGUGGUUAAAGCGCUCGCUCGUCACGCCGAAGACCCGGGUUCGAUUCCAGACAUGGGUACAAUGUGUGAAGCCCAUUUCUGUUGUCCCCCGCCGUGAUAUUGCUGAAAUAUUGCUAAAAGCGGCGUAAAACCAAACUCACACACACACACACUCACAUAUAGCAAGCUUAUCUCCACAACAUAGAGACACUGGCACUUAUUACAGCGUCUAGAGCGUGGACGAUAAAUAGUAAAUCCUCUCCAUAAUAUAUAUAUUGAACCCACGUGAUACGAUGUUUAUUACUGUUAUGUGUGUGUAAACUGAGAACCUUAUGUGCCUAGAACCCGCGUUCGAUGGAAUCACGGGACUUUAUUUGCAUUGAGCCCACAUGGCGACAACACUUCCGGGCAAUAGAAAGUAUUCACUUGAAAACUGGUUUUAAAAAUUAAAUAUAUUCGCAUAAUACACAACUUCUGGUGGGUAUCUCUGACAAUAAUUCAAUCAUGGUUGGGAUCAUGUGAUUGCAGAUUUAUUUCAUUCUCCCGUCUUUGAACAUUGAACCAAUUUAUUUUUACUCAAAAUUACCCAGUCACAUGUUACUUUUUACAAACUGUUAUGGUAAAAAAGGACAUAAUCUAAUCAAAGUUCGUUUUUUUAUUUUUGAUAACAGAAAAGUUAUGUAUACUUUCUUUUGCCCCUCAGUUAAUGUUCAACUGUGGCAUUUACUGUGUAUAGAGACAUAUUGUACAUAUGUAUAUUAUCUGAGUUAUAACAGCAGUUAUACUCAGCAGUUAAUCAAAGGAACCUGUUCACAUUUCCACGUGACCCUGUUGUUUUUGUUAAAACAACUGUGAGAUAUAUUGUGACUUCUGCCACAUUUGCUAAUGACGUUGGGCGUGCAAUGUGUAUCCCAGCCUCUCACUAUGCACCAAAAGACAUUAAAAGAUAUAUACUUGUUGUUACCUUGCCUGGCGAUCGGCAUAAAGGGGCUGAAACAAGGACUGGUCAGUAUACUUUGUCUGAGUUGGGUAUCCAUGUUAAACUGUGGCAUGGUAUCUCAGUAGGCUAGCACUAUAAACUCUUGGACGCGACGUAAACCCCCAUUUCACCUCACAUACCUCUUGCAAAAUGUAUAUUAGUGCAAUGAUCUUGAACGCGACGUUAAACCCAAUUUCGACCUUACCACCUUUUACUUUGUACAUACAAUAAACUACGGUUAUAACGAACACGUUUAUAACGAACUGGUGUGUUUUUUGGCCCCAUCCAUUUGCUGUAUAUAUGUUUAUAACGAACUACGGUUAUAACGAAUUAAAAUUAGUGGUCCCUUUGAAUUCGUUAUAACUGUAGUUUACUGUAUCUUAUUGUCUGUUGCAAAUCAUGCAUAUGUAUUUACACCAGGCUGUGAUAUUUUGUUUAAUCAAAUUGUAAUUUGUUUAAUAAACGUAUUUUUUAUAAACA
Messenger RNA from Haliotis rufescens (red abalone), 4411 nucleotides. RefSeq names its product cell wall protein RBR3-like. The transcript has 5 exons. NCBI's taxonomy places the organism in Eukaryota, Metazoa, Mollusca, Gastropoda, Lepetellida, Haliotidae. The record is from RefSeq and is a predicted model, not a curated record. Bases 97 to 2559 code for a protein of 820 amino acids.